Messenger RNA from Exserohilum turcica Et28A, 1975 nucleotides. RefSeq lists its product as uncharacterized. NCBI's taxonomy places the organism in Eukaryota, Fungi, Ascomycota, Dothideomycetes, Pleosporales, Pleosporaceae. The coding region runs from base 123 to 1649 and encodes 508 amino acids. Gene Ontology annotation, molecular function: oxidized pyrimidine nucleobase lesion DNA N-glycosylase activity; DNA binding; DNA-(apurinic or apyrimidinic site) endonuclease activity. The record is from RefSeq and is a predicted model, not a curated record. Gene Ontology annotation, cellular component: nucleus. Gene Ontology annotation, biological process: base-excision repair; nucleotide-excision repair; base-excision repair, AP site formation. The transcript is spliced from 2 exons.
CGCGUGUGCGUCAUGACAGUCGCCCUGUUUCCUCCAUGUUCCCAACACUGUUCAGCCAUUAAUUACGAUCAGCCAGCUUCGCCAAUCGCUGCAUUGUUCACCAAGGUAUACACUUGCGCGCGAUGCGGACCUCACGCAUCUCUCGCGACGCCUCCCGCAUUGUUGCUGCGAGUCGCGCCCAGCGCAGCCUCCGGCAAACCAGAUCCGCCGCCAAUGCACCAGCGCCCAGUAUCAACCCCCCCAUUGUCAAGCAGGAAGCUGAAAAGGGUGCGAGUGCUAAUUCUGAUUCUGAACUGAGCUCCGCCCCAUCAGACUCCAAUUCAGACUAUGAGGCGCAGCCAGCGCUGAAGAAGAGGAAAAGGGGGCAAGGUGCGCCAGUUCUCAUAAAGCAAGAGGCAUCAAUCGCUGCACUUGCAUCGCCAAAAAAGGAUACCAAAGUCAAGAAAGCGCGUCGUACUCCGGCAAAAAAGAUAAAGGACAGCGAUGGCAGCAUCAAGAUUGAGCCCCCUGCGAAUUGGGAGGAGAUAUAUGCGCUGACAAGGGAGAUGCGCAAUGAGAAUGUAGCACCAGUGGAUACAAUGGGCUGUGAGAGCCUGGCGGACAGAAAAAUGACACCGCGAGAUCAACGCUUUCAGACCCUCGUAGCUCUGAUGCUGAGUAGCCAGACCAAGGAUACCGUCACCGCACCUGUAAUGCGCGGCAUGCAAGAACGGAUGCCAGGAGGCUUCAACCUUGAAUCCGUCCUCGCGCUCGAGCCUACCCAACUGAACGCCUUCAUCAACAAAGUGGGCUUCCACAACCUCAAGACCAAGUACAUCAAGCAGACUGCCGAAAUCCUGAGGGACAAAUGGAACUCGGAUAUACCCGACACCAUCGAAGGGCUCGUGUCACUGCCAGGAGUAGGGCCAAAGAUGGCAUAUCUCACAAUGAGCGCUGCAUGGGGUCGGACAGAGGGCAUAGGUGUCGACGUACACGUCCAUCGCAUCACCAACCUAUGGGGCUGGCACAAGACACAGCAGCCGGAACAGACGCGUGCAGCGCUGGAAUCAUGGCUGCCCAAAGACAAGUGGCACGACAUCAACAACCUACUCGUGGGCUUUGGUCAGACAAUAUGCCUCCCAGUGGGCAGGAAAUGCGGUGACUGCAAGCUGGCAGACAGAGGCUUGUGUCCAUCAGCAGUCGUAACAAAGCGUACAAAGGUCAAAAAGGAGGCCGUCGUCAAGGUGGAGAUACUUAACAACGACGCAAUAGCGGAGGAGGCACCUAACAACGAUGGAUUAGUCAAGAAAGAAGCAUCUGAUAACGACGUAACAGUCAAGAAGGAGGCUGUUGUAAAGGUGGAGGCAUCUGACAACGACACAGUAGCGGAGGAGGCACCCAGCAACAGCUUCAUAGUCAAGGUGGAGGCCGUUGUGAAGGUAGAGGCAUCUAACGACGCAAUAGCGGAGGAGGCACCUAACAACAGUGUUAUAGUCAAGGAGGAGGCCGCUGUGAAGAUGGAGGCAUCUGACAACAGCGUAACAGUCAAGGAGGAAAAUAUUGUUGCAGAUGUUGACCAGACCAAAGCUGAAGACGUGGAAAGCGCGGUACCAGACAUCGAGGACAUUAGAAGGGUACCACGCAAAAGGACAACGCGAAAGAAGUCGUAGCCGGUCAUGUCAGACGUACGGUUUUCGUCCCAUCACGAAUUCUGACGUUCCACCGAAUUUUCUGGACAGCUCCAACAGAAUCUCGUGGACAGCGCGUCACGGUUUUCCGAGACGUUGUCGCGCUGCAAAUAGCAAACAACGGGUGGAGCUAGUUUUGGCGGGCACGCUCGCUACCUAUUCGGCCGACCCACACAGUUCCGCGACGGCCUUGCGCCUAUUAAGUUUCAUAACAUCACCACCAAGCUCAAGCAAUUCAGUUCAUCGCCGUGUCUGUGGUUGUAGGAUACACGAACGCGAUGCGCUUGGACCUGUAACAUCUCUCCUAA